AUGGAAGGAAAAAACAUAAAAGAAAAUUUAAAGAGCAUGAAGGAUGCGUAUGACCCGAAGGAGGUGGAGUCCAAGUGGUACUCGUUCUGGGAAAAGAAUGAUUAUUUCAAACCGAAGAAGGAGUUGUUUGCAAAUAAGGGGAGGAGUGACAAAUUCGUCAUUGUGUUACCCCCACCCAACGUCACAGGGACGUUACACAUUGGCCACACCUUAACCAUAGCCAUUCAAGAUUCCCUAGUUCGAUACAAAAGGAUGAAAAAUUAUUUAACCCUGUACAUCCCAGGAACAGACCAUGCAGGGAUAGCCACGCAAACUGUUGUGGAAAAAAUGCUCUUUAAGAAGGAGCAAAAGAUACGACAAGAUUAUGGAAGAGAAGAGUUUGUGAAAAGAAUUUACGAAUGGAAGGAUCUGCAUGGAAAUAAAAUUAAUAACCAAAUUAGGAGAAUCGGUGCGUCCGUUGAUUGGUCAAGGGAGUACUUCACCAUGAAUGAGAAAUUGUCACAAGCUGUGAAGGAAGCCUUCAUCAAAUUUUACGAUAGCGGACUGAUUUACAGGGACAACAGAUUGGUUGCCUGGUGCCCCCAUUUAAAGACUGCUCUCUCAGAUAUUGAAGUGAAUCUUGAAGAAAUAAAAAAACCGACAAAAAUUAAAAUCCCUUCAUUUCAUCACUUGGUGGAAGUUGGCGUGUUGUAUAAGUUUUUUUACCAAAUAAAGGAUAGUGAAGAAAAAAUUGAAGUGGCAACAACGCGAAUUGAAACCAUGUUGGGAGAUGUUGCUGUGGCUGUGCACCCAAAUGAUAAAAGGUAUGCCCACUUAGUAGGAAAAGAAAUUAUACACCCAUUCAUUCCAGACAGAAAAGUAAUCAUCAUUGCAGAUUCUUAUGUGGACAUGGAAUACGGUACUGGAGCUGUGAAGAUAACACCAGCUCAUGAUAAAAAUGACUACGAAAUGAUGAAGAGGCAUAAUUUGAAGGCAAUAAAUAUUUUUACCCGUGAUGGACAUAUUAACAAAAAUGGAGGGAAAUUAUUUGAAGGACUCCAUCGAUUUGAGUGUAGGUUUAAAAUUCAGGAAGAAUUAAAAAAGUUAAAUUUGUUGUCGGAUAAAAUUCCUAACUCAAUGUCUCUUCCAUUGUGUUCAAGAACAAAUGACAUCAUCGAGUACAUGCUCAUACCACAGUGGUACGUAAACUGUAGUGAGUUAGGCAAACAAGCCAUUAACUGCGUGAAGGAGAAGCAACUCAAAAUUAUUCCCGCGCAACAUGAGAACACCUGGUUUUACUGGCUAGAAAAUGUGCGCGAUUGGUGCAUAUCGAGGCAGUUGUGGUGGGGACAUCGAAUUCCAGCCUACAAAAUUGUCAAAAAGGGGGAUCCAAGCGGAGCAGUAGAUGGGAACGGUGCAAAGGCAACACAAUUGGAAGAGGUAGAUGUCACUGCGCAGGAAGGAGAGGAGAAGUGGGUUGUAGGCAGAUCAUACGAAGAGUGCAUGGAGAAGGCAAAGAAUAUGGUACCACAAAAUGAACAGUUCGAGUUGGUACAAGAUGAAGAUGUUCUAGACACGUGGUUUUCAUCCGCCCUUGUUCCAUUUAGUUCUUUAGGGUGGCCAGAAAAAACAGAAGAUCUCCAACACUUUUUCCCAAACAGUAUUUUAGAGACGGGUCAGGAUAUUCUCUUUUUCUGGGUCGCUAGAAUGGUAAUGGUUUCUCUACACCUAAUGAAGACACUCCCUUUUAACACCAUCUACCUACAUGCCAUGAUUAGGGAUUCCAGAGGAGAGAAAAUGAGCAAAAGUAAAGGGAACGUCGUGGACCCCUUGGACAUCAUCGAUGGUAUUAGCUUAAGUGGACUAAAUCAAAAAUUGUAUGAAGGAAAUUUACCAGAAAAAGAAAUUAAAAGAGCAUUAGAAUUACAGAAAAAAGAAUUCCCCAAAGGAAUCCCAGAAUGUGGAACCGAUGCUCUAAGAUUUGGUCUCCUCACAUAUCUAAAGCAGGGUAGAAAUGUAAACCUAGACAUUAAUAGAAUAAUCGGGUAUAGACAUUUUUGUAAUAAACUUUGGAAUGCUGUUAAAUUCUUUUUGAAGACCUUGCCAGAUAAUUAUGACAAUUGUAAUGUCCUUCUUUCACAACCAGAUUAUGUACACUCUUUAGAGUGGGAAGAUAAGUGGAUUCUCCAUCGGCUAAAUGUGUAUAUAAAAAGUGCUAAUGAAAGUUUUGAUUCCUAUAACUUUUCUGAGGUAGCUUUUUCUGCUUAUAACUUUUGGCUGUACGAUUUGUGUGAUGUGUACUUGGAGCUUAUCAAGGCCCGUCUAAAUGUGGAGUCCUCCGAACCAGUGAAGAAGGAAGACGGAGCGGCUAGUGAGGAGAAAAGGGAAGACGCAACAGCGGGGGAUAGCCACGUCCACCACAACAAUGCCGUCAGUGAAGGCAAUCAUCUGUCCGGUUCAACGGCACUCCAUGCUAGCAAAACUUUACAUGCGUGUCUGGACUAUGGGCUGAGACUUAUGCACCCCAUUUCGCCCUUCAUAACGGAAGAGCUUUAUCACAAGAUCGCUGCAGAGGGACACAAAUUUGGAUCCAUUUCCGUAGCCCCCUACCCACAGUACAUACCUUCUUGGAAUGAUGAAAAAAUCAACUCUGAAAUGAACAAAUUUAUGAGCAUUGUUAAGCAGUUCAGGUCAUUCAUUUCUAAUCUGGAAAUUCCUCCCAAGAUAAAACUCAAUUGCUACAUCGCUGCGAAGAGUCAGGAAGACGAAUGUUUUAUUUUGAAGGUAAAAAAUAAAAUACAGACAUUGGCAAAAUUGGGUAACCUCACUGUAAUUAAAUAUAAUGUGGAAGAGCUUUCCGAUGAUCUCAGUGCUCAAAUAAAAAAAUGCCUGAAGGAUAUUGUUGCCAACGAGUUCAUUAUUUACGUGCAGUCCACUGAGGAGUAUCUGAAGCCACUACUGACCAAUAUGCAAAGCAAGAAUAAAAAGCUCCAGAGUUCUUUAGAUUCCUAUUUGAAAAAAACCAAUGAUCCAAACUAUGAGCAAAAAGUGCCUGAACAGGUCAGAAAUUUGUACGCGGAAAAAAUCGAGCAAUUGAGCGCGCAAAUUUUGGCCAUGUCAAACAUCAUUUCGGAGAUUAAUGAGUGCUUAAAAAAUGCGUAA
Molecule: messenger RNA, 3141 nt
Organism: Plasmodium fragile
Lineage: Eukaryota; Apicomplexa; Aconoidasida; Haemosporida; Plasmodiidae
Product: valine-tRNA ligase
Exons: 1
Coding region: 1-3141 (1046 amino acids)
Biological process (GO): valyl-tRNA aminoacylation
Cellular component (GO): cytosol
Molecular function (GO): valine-tRNA ligase activity; aminoacyl-tRNA deacylase activity; ATP binding
Source: RefSeq, a predicted model, not a curated record